Cercocebus atys (sooty mangabey) is the source of this 1488-nucleotide messenger RNA. It is a transcript of the gene GLI4, whose product is annotated as GLI family zinc finger 4. The transcript has 3 exons. The coding region runs from base 258 to 1385 and encodes 375 amino acids. NCBI's taxonomy places the organism in Eukaryota, Metazoa, Chordata, Mammalia, Primates, Cercopithecidae. The record is from RefSeq and is a predicted model, not a curated record. Gene Ontology annotation, biological process: regulation of transcription by RNA polymerase II. Gene Ontology annotation, molecular function: RNA polymerase II cis-regulatory region sequence-specific DNA binding; DNA-binding transcription factor activity, RNA polymerase II-specific.
CCCGUCCCCUGUCAGUCUCUCAUCACCGGGGACACCUGGAGCCCAGCACCACGAGCCUCAGCUUCACCUCCAUGGGCAUCAACAUGCAGCAGGAGGACCACUUCGAAGCUACCCCAGGUUUUGGCUCUGCUUACUGGGCUGAAGGGGAUGAGCUCCCAAUGCUGGUCCCUGGAGGAGGAGGCUCUUGAACCCAGCUGGGAAGGAAGGUAAAGGGCGUUCGUGGCUAGAGAAGCCCGAGCAGCAGGCCUGCUACUGGGAUGGGGAGGGCCAGGAGGUAUCCUGUGUCAGGGCCACAGCCCAGGAGCACGUGGCAGUCAGAGAGGAGCAGGGGCAGCGGUCCGGAGGGUGGAGGUGAGCCCCAGCCUCCCUGCCCCCCAGGCUCCCCGAGCUCCAGCCCUGAGGUGUUGUCCCAGCCGUCUGACCUGGAUCUCCAGGACAUAGAGGAGGUGGAGAUCGGCAGAGACACCUUCUGGCCCGACUCCGAGCCCGAGCCGGAGCAGGCUCCACGCUCUCCCGGCUCUCAGGCCCCUGACGAGGGGACGGGCGGGGCGCUGCGCAGCCUCCUGAGGAGCCUUCCCCGCAGGGCCCGGUGCGGCGCUGGCUUCGGGCCCGAGUCCAGCGCGGAGCGGCCGGCGGGCCAGCCGCCUGGGGCCGUCCCCUGCGCCCAGCCGCGGGGCGCCUGGCGCGUGACGCUCGUGCCGCAAGCAGGGGCCGGGCCCGAGGGCGCGCCCGAGCGAGCCGCCGAGCUGGGAGUCAACUUCGGUCGGAGCCGGCAGGGCAGCGCGCGGGGGGCCAAGCCGCACAGGUGCGAGUCCUGCGGCAAGAGCUUCAAGUAUAACUCGCUGCUGCUGAAGCACCAGCGCAUCCACACGGGCGAGAAGCCCUACGCCUGCCACGAGUGCGGCAAGCGCUUUCGCGGCUGGUCAGGCUUCAUCCAGCACCACCGCAUCCACACGGGCGAGAAGCCCUACGAGUGCGGCCAGUGCGGCCGCGCCUUCAGCCACAGCUCGCACUUCACGCAGCACUUGCGCAUCCACAACGGCGAGAAGCCCUACAAGUGCGGCGAGUGCGGCCAGGCCUUCAGCCAGAGCUCCAACCUGGUGCGCCACCAGCGGCUGCACACGGGCGAGAAGCCCUACGCCUGCAGCCAGUGCGGCAAGGCCUUUAUCUGGAGCUCCGUGCUCAUCGAGCACCAGCGCAUCCACACUGGCGAGAAGCCUUACGAGUGCGCCGACUGCGGCAAGGCCUUCCGCGGCCGCUCGCACUUCUUUCGGCACCUGCGGACCCACACGGGCGAGAAGCCCUUCGCGUGCGGCGCCUGCGGCAAGGCCUUCGGCCAGAGCUCCCAGCUCAUCCAGCACCAGCGGGUGCACUACCGCGAGUAGCCCGGCGGGGGCUCGGGGCGAAGCCUCCUGCCUGCCCCCACGGUGGGCAUUGCCCAGCACCGCAUGCCAUGUGUCCGGAAUAAAUUCUUUUUGAUUGUUGGAA